Messenger RNA from Papilio machaon (common yellow swallowtail), 1867 nucleotides. RefSeq lists its product as uncharacterized. The record is from RefSeq and is a predicted model, not a curated record. NCBI's taxonomy places the organism in Eukaryota, Metazoa, Arthropoda, Insecta, Lepidoptera, Papilionidae. Bases 95 to 1843 code for a protein of 582 amino acids. The transcript is spliced from 13 exons.
UCCGAUGAAGUUUGAAGUGAAGUAUGGUUUAUCAUUGGUUUACAUAAAAAAAUAUUUUGUGACUCAUUUAAUAGGAUAGGCUUUUAAUGCUACAAUGUCGAAAAACAUUGUUUUUGAGGGUUGGUUGACUAAAUCACCACCAACUAAACGAAUCUGGAGAACGAAAUGGCGAAGAAGGUGGUUUGCUUUGCGUCAAUCGGGCGAACUCCCGGGUCAGUAUUUCCUCGACUACUAUGCCGAUCGGAACUGUAGACGGCUAAAGGGGACGAUCAACUUAGACCUGUGUGAACAGGUGGACGCUGGAUUGCAUAUGGAACGCAGUAACAACGUGACUCUAGAUCCGAAGCUUCGAGGCUCCGUGUUUACAAUUCAGACGCAGUCUCGCACAUAUCACUUGGAGGCGGACUGCGAAGCAGACAUGGUCAAGUGGGUUGAUGCUAUCUGCAGCGUUUGCGGCCUGCAGCCCAAAGACAAUGCAUCAGAUGAUUCAGAACCUUAUCGAAAUGCUUAUGAAAUGAGCACAAGGAAUCCUGACACCAUUGAUCCUUACAUACCAAUUUCCGAGUGCAUUACUGGAGUACGUGAACAGAAUUCACAGAGGGCAUUCACUUUUGAUUCAAAGGACAUUGUGAUUAGGACAAGAAGGACCCAUGAAAUCGAUCCAAGUAAGAUAAAUCAGAUGUACUUGAGUCAGCCACAUAUCAGAUCCAACAAUGCGGAGUUUUCAGAAAAUGACUCCAAUCUCAGCGAUGAAGAGUGCAAAUCUUUAAAUGCUAGUCAAUCUAAUAUAAGAGAUUGGGCGGCUGCAAGAACAUUCACCAAAUCCGCGCCUCGCCCCAUCAAGUAUGGCGGAUAUCAUCACGGCCCUCCCGUACCUCCGAGACCACCUAAGACUUUGGCAAUGAGUAGAGGUAUUUUCCAGAGGGAUUACAGGGCUCCUGAACGUAAUAACCCUCCGGAGAUUGGGCAUCAACAUCUGGUCGAGGUGAUUUGUCAUCAACCACGACGCAGCAUGACUGAGGCAUGUUUUAUGACUCAAAUAUUUUUUAGUGGUACAAAUACGAACGUACAAGUACCAGCGCAAGUGCAGAGGCCAGCGCAAGUGCAAGUGCCAGCACAAGUGCAGGUGCCAGCGCAAGUGCAGAGGCCGGCCCAAGUGCAAGUGCAAGCACAAGUACAGGUGCCAGCGCAAGUGCAGGCUCCAGCGCAACUGCAGGUGCCUUCGCAACUGCAGGUGCCAUCGCAACUGCAGGUGCCAGCGCCAGUGCCACCGCCUGUGAGACCUAUUACACCGCCGUCGCCCGUUCCCCUGCAAGUUGUGCCCACCAUAAAGAUAACUGACGAAGAUGAGGAACGUUUCAACCAGUAUUCGAACAUUGUGGUGGCCUGCCCACCUGCCGUGGACCGCGCACUGAAGCCUCGCCACUCCAGCCAUAGCAUCGGCAACGUCAACAAUCUAGGAAUGCAGUCAAUGACUGCGGCGAAUGAACGCGAAGAGAUCAAGAAAGAGGAAAAGAAGGUCUACAUUGUACCAGUCGGCGUCCCUUACGUCAAUGCAAAUUACUUCGGGCAUUCAUCAUCACCACAACAGCUCCACAGAGCUAUGCAAUUCAAUUCGGACAGACCACGUUCGGAUGUGCUUCAGUAUUUGGAUUUAGAUCUGCCUACUUCAAGCCCACCAUCAAAUGGCGAUAAGCAUCGUAAGACCAUUGAGUCUGUGCACGGUAAAUCUUGGUCCGCCUCCGAAGCGUCCUCCGCAUACAAAACUGUCGACUUCUUGAAGACUGAAGCGUUCAAUAUAACUCGACAGGAUGCGGAAGCCUCUAGGAACAGCCAACAUUAAACACUUUAACUGCCGUCGACUCAU